GAGACAGAAAAAACUCAAUCACGGAGAAAGUGAGAGUUUUGCGGAGACACAACACACAAGCUUGAAUCUGCUUGAAAGUGAUCAGUUCAUCUGGAACUGUUCGCCGAGUUAGAUACGAUGUACAUCAAGUGCUUUCUUCUCUUGGAACUUUCUAUUCUCGCAACCAUGUUACCAAUACACGAUAAUCGUAAUGUGAACGAAGAAACCAUAUCGCUACAUCUCAAUAAUACCUCGAUACUUCAUCCCGCUAUGAUAUCCAAGAGAGCGACGGAACAAUCAUCGGACGGAAGCCGAGUAGAUUUUCAAAUAAGAAAUCAUCGGGGACCAGGAACGUAUAUCUUCGGCUUCGAUACUGGACACGGGAAAAAUCGACAAUACAGGUUGGAGGAGCGUCUGCGGGAUGGAAGCGUCAAGGGGCGAUAUGGUUUUUACGAUGCGAAAGGAAAGCUUAGGAUUAUCAAUUACGUCGCAGAACCCAGCAACGGGUACCAAGAGCGACAUCACGAAACUAUCACUUCCAAACCUGAAACUUAAUAAAUUUUAAACACUCUCUACUUCUCUUCUUCUU
This is a messenger RNA of Odontomachus brunneus, 568 nucleotides long. RefSeq lists its product as uncharacterized. Gene Ontology annotation, molecular function: structural constituent of chitin-based larval cuticle. Lineage: Eukaryota; Metazoa; Arthropoda; Insecta; Hymenoptera; Formicidae. The record is from RefSeq and is a predicted model, not a curated record. Gene Ontology annotation, cellular component: chitin-based extracellular matrix. Bases 118 to 534 code for a protein of 138 amino acids. The transcript is spliced from 3 exons.